UCCCCAAUAACAACUGCUAGAUUAAUGAGUUACAACAACAUUAUUUAAGUCCAUUACCCAGAAAACAGUUCAGAAAAAAGCCUAAUGCUUUCACUCUGCAACUAUUUCACUCAUACACUCUGUACUUCUUAUUAAUUCUAACAAGCUUUCAAACCGUUUUUUAUUCAAAAAAGGAAACUUACUAGCAAUUUUUUUUCUUUGCACUCCAAAUUACGGGUCAAAUAAUUUAAAGCAUUGAAAAACAAACCGUCAUCUGAUGUUUAUCCGAGCACCUAAACUACUAAUACCCCACUUCGUUUAAGUGUACUAAAAUCAUGCAAUUAAUGCUCAUGCGAAAGCCACCAAUUUUCUCAAAACAAUAAAACUGGUCGACUCUUUAUUAGCUCCAAAUUUAGAUGUUCCAAAUUCUAAUCAAGCAGUUUAAAUAAACACGAUCCCAUUCCAAAAACUAUCCUGUUCUACAACAGCCUGUCUGGUAUAUUCAGUAGAUAUUGGCCUAACAAGUCCAAGAAUGAUAGGUGAAAUUUGAACUUUGUAAAUGUAUAGCCAGAGAGGGAAACGCAACCCAUCAAUUCAUUAGCUGUUUAAAAACCAGCUUAACAAUUUUAAUGUCUAGUGCAAAGUAUUUUUACAAGCUGUGAUCAAAUUGGAGAAAAACUCCUUUAUGCAUUAAUCUUAACUAAUUGUGAGCACAAGUCCUUCAGAGAGAGGGAUUUCUAGUCAAAGAACUGUUAAAUAUGAGAAAAGAUCAUUUAAUUAGACCUACUGUAGUCUUCCUCAGUAAAGGGCGAAACAAAUUAAAAGAAGACAUUUUAGGUCUUAUGCAUCACAUUCCACAUUCUUUAAUUUAAGCUAAACCCAUCAGUUAACUACUUUUUUCAUUAUUCUAUCCCCCUUUUGGUCUUAUUGGUAUUGCUCCGCCCACUACUGAUUCAGCCGCGCGUAAAUUUUCACUUUCAAUCGAUCACGCUUUUUCAGUUUUAAUAGCAACAAAUCGUCAAAAGAACACUUCAAGUAUUUCAUUUGCGACUAGAAGAGACUUGUGAUUAGUGCUCAGCUGAUUAAACUUCAUCUUCAUUACAACAUGGUAGCGGAAGCGGACACAAUAAAAGACACUUCAAAGUCAUAUUUAUCUUCACACAUUUUCGCCCAUAAUUUCUACUAUUCCAUUGAAAACUUUGUUUAAUUCUAAUCCUAAUGAACAAGGAGAGCAGAGCUCAAGGACAAAACUUUUCCAAGCGCGGUUUUUCGGGUCAUAAUGUCAACCAAAGACGCAAUACGGGCAGGUCUCGCAGACACACAAGAGCAGAGACGAAUGACACAAGUGGUGGAAACCUGGUCAAGACCUGGACACCGCUAAAGAAUGCAGUGGCCAAUGCGCCCUGCUGCCCAGGCAUCUAUAAGAUAGGACUCACUCAUGACAACUGGAUCGAAGUGGUCUACAUUGGAUCAUCUUCUUCCGAUAGAACACUGCGAGAGGUCGUCACUUCGGUUGUGUACGGCUACGAAGGAGGGGAGCGCCUGGCGAUGAUGGUGGUGAAUCCGUGCACUCGCAAGAAACUGAUGGUGCAGUGGAUCACCAGUGUGUACCCCGAGGAACUGAUUGAGGACGAGUUGGAGGAGUACAUUGCAACCAACCACAAAAUACCUGAGUACAACACACCCAUCGACCCCACCAAGGGUCUCUACGUGGUUGUGGACUGUCACGUUCCUUCGGACCCUAAUGACGUUACAAUUCCUGGAAGCACACAAGGAACUGGCGGGGCGGCGACGAGUGCCUCAAUCGGGCGGGGGCGACAACACAACACAAGGAGCGAACAACCCAGCGACACAUGCCCACAUUGCAACGAAAAGAUAAUGCGAUUCGCUUUUUCUAAUGUACGAAUAUACUGAAAAUUACGACCAAUGAACAGAUAAAGUCAAGAAAGAGAUAAGUGAAUACGAAAAGUUAAGGUCAACAAUGAACUUAAUGACCAGUGAGCUGAAAUUUGGUCAUCCUUAAAAAUUGAUCAAUCUCAAUAACAGAAAAGAGUUC
Messenger RNA from Symsagittifera roscoffensis, 2035 nucleotides. RefSeq lists its product as uncharacterized. Lineage: Eukaryota; Metazoa; Xenacoelomorpha; Acoela; Convolutidae. The coding region runs from base 1198 to 1893 and encodes 231 amino acids. The transcript is spliced from 5 exons. The record is from RefSeq and is a predicted model, not a curated record.